GCUAAAGCUGCACCGAGCUAUGAUAGAAAUACCAGGGGAGGCGGACUCGAUCUCUCGGGGUGUCUCGACUCAGCUACUCUGCUUACAAAGAUCUGAACGGACUUCAACACCAUGUUUCAUGGAACCCUGCUUCGUGCGUUCACUGCGAUCGUGCUGUUUGUCGGGGUUGGCAAUGCGGUAUCCCUUGGACGCGCCGUCUUCCCUACGGUUACGCUGGACAAGGGGACAUUCGUCGGUUUGGACGAGGGAGCGGUGUACAAGUACCUGGGUAUACCCUUUGCUCAGCCACCGGUCGGGAACUUGCGUUUGCGUUUUCCCGUCGCGAAUAGCCCAUACACUGGGACGCAUACCGCGAGCGUCUUCGGACCUGCGUGUCCGCAACAAGCUACACCGUUUCCCACAGAAAAUCCGCUCAUCACCGAGGCCCUAAAAAAUAUCAGCUCGCUCCUCUCGACUAUUUCCACCGACUCUGAAGAUUGCUUGACGAUCAACGUGAUCGUUCCGUCGAAUGCAACUCCAACCUCUAAGCUUCCGGUGGCCGCGUGGAUCUAUGGAGGCGGGUUUCAGACAGGUUCUGCCGAGGUGUACGACGGAGGUUCCAUAGUCGAACGUUCUAUCGAGCUCGGAGAACCUGUCAUCUACGUCAGCUUCAACUACCGAUUAUCCGCAUUCGGCUUCCUCGGAGGUCAAGAGGUGAAGGAUGCAGGUUUAGGCAACCUGGGCCUGCAAGAUCAGCGUUUGGCGCUGAAGUGGAUCAAUAGAUACAUAUCUGCGUUCGGUGGUGACCCCGAUAAAGUCACCAUAUGGGGAGAGAGUGCCGGCGCUAUAUCCGUAGCGCUGCACAUGCUCACCAACGGCGGCAAUACUGAGGGCCUCUUCCGUGGCGCGUUUAUGGAGUCCGGAAGCCCCAUUCCAGUCGGCGAUAUUACACGCGUGCAAGGUCUAUAUAACACGAUCGUGGCCGAAACCGGGUGCAGAGGAGCAUCGGAUACGUUGCAGUGUCUGCGCCAGGUUCCAUACGCAACCCUCAAGGCGGCUAUGGACAACUCACCCAACCUCUUCUCGUACCAGUCCCUGAACGAGGCUUAUCUUCCUCGCGUCGACGGCAAGUUUUUGACGGACGACCCGCAGAAGCUGGUGCAAGCCGGCCGCGUUGCCGAUAUACCAUUCGUGAGCGGCGACUGCGAUGACGAAGGCACCUUGUUCAGCGUGGCAUUAUCGAAUAUCACCACGGAUCAGGAAUUCAGAGAUUACGUUGUCCAGAAUUACCUGCCCAAGAUUUCGACCUCGGAUCUCGCUGAGUUGCUCACGCUUUAUCCAUCGGAUCCGACGCAAGGAUCCCCUUUCGAUACGGGUGCAUUGAAUGCCUUGACUCCGCAAUAUAAGCGACUCGCUGCUCUGCAGGGCGAUUUCGUGUUCCAGGCUCCGCGUCGCUUCUUCUUGCAGCAGCGUUCUGCGAAGCAGAAGAUCUGGUCUUUCUUGAGUAAGCGUUUUAAAUCCCUACCCGCCCUUGGCUCAGUCCACGGUUCGGACGUCUUCGAUAUCUAUGGCACCGGCGAGAUGCGGGACUAUCUCAUACAUUUUGUCAAUAACCUGAAUCCUGACGGAAACACCGGAACCACGUUCAACUGGCCUCAGUAUACGAACGACAGCCCUCAACUGUUGACGUUCCUCGACGACCUCGUCACGCUGCUGCAGAUUACCCAAGACACUUACCGUGUCGACGGCAUGAACUUGUUGACACAACUCGGCCUCGCCGAUCCGGUAUAA
Molecule: messenger RNA, 1770 nt
Organism: Punctularia strigosozonata HHB-11173 SS5
Lineage: Eukaryota; Fungi; Basidiomycota; Agaricomycetes; Corticiales; Punctulariaceae
Product: carotenoid ester lipase precursor
Exons: 17
Coding region: 112-1770 (552 amino acids)
Source: RefSeq, a predicted model, not a curated record